Dovyalis caffra is the source of this 687-nucleotide messenger RNA. Lineage: Eukaryota; Viridiplantae; Streptophyta; Magnoliopsida; Malpighiales; Salicaceae. The record is from the annotation of a GenBank genome assembly.
AUGGUUGGACCGGGAAGACCAGAAUUUGUGCUGUUUGGGUCGUCCAUUGUUCAGUACAGUUUAAGCCACGAAGGGAAUCUAGGAUUUGGUGCUAUUCUUGCUGACAAAUACGCUCGUAAGGCAGAUAUAUUUCUAAGAGGAUAUACAGGUUGGAAUUCAAGAAAUGCUUUGACCAUUCUUGAUGAAGUUUUCCCUAAGGAUGCUGCCGUACAACCUUCAUUGGUUAUAGUUUAUUUUGGAGGUAAUGAUUCAAUGAACCCUGGAAAUAGUAUUGGCUUCAGUCCUUACGUACCUCUUGAUGAGUACAAACAAAACAUGAAGAAGAUUGCUGAACAUCUGAAGAGCCUUUCUGAGAAGACUCGCCUCAUCUUUCUGGGUGUUCCUCCUGUAGAUGAGAAAUUGAUUGAAGGGAGCGGUCGCACAAUGGAGGGCUGCAGAAUAUAUUCAGAAGCUUGUUUAGAGGUGUGCAGGGAUUUGGAGGUGAAAGCCAUUGACCUUUUCAAUGCAAUACAGCAAAAGGAGGAUUGGGAUGGAGUCCAUCUUACAUCCGAAGGAAACAAAAUAGUAGCAAACGAGAUUAUGAAGGUCCUUGAAGAGGCUAAGUGGGAACCAAGUCUAUAUUGGAAGUCAAUGCCAUCAGAAUUUGUAGGAGUGACACCGUUUGACCCAGAAGGCAACGAGAAUUGA